CCCCCCCGUAUCGCGUUCCCAGUACUAACUGUCCGCCAGGGGGAGACGGCGACUCCGGAAAUCCCCGCAUGCCCUUCGCGGCGUCGCAAGAUAACGCCAAGCGGGCUUUACGGUAGCCUCGCUUCCGCCGCCGUAAAGCGGCGGAGGAGACUCCACGUGGGGAUGUGAUUGGGCUCCGUUUCCCGCUCGGAAGUUCUGGAGGGAAGCUUGUAACGAUGGGGAAACGUCGGAACCGGAGUCGGAGCCAGAGCCAAGUGCUGAGUAGCCUCAGUAAGAAGCAGAAGAAGCAUCUGCGGGACUUUGGGGAAGAGCAUCCGUUCUAUGACAAGGUUUCUGGAAAAGAUGCAAAGCCUCAAAUCUGCAAGCUGUCAGAGAAUUCAGAUCAUUCAAGUUCAGAGAAUGAUUCAGACAGUGAACCAGAAAAGGUCUCUGAAUACCAUAAGUUACUUGCCACCCUGAAGAAUGUUUCAGAGGAGGAAGAAGAGGAAGAAGAAGAAGAUGAAGAGGAGGAAGAGAAUGCUGUAGAAGAAGAGGAAGAAGUGGAGAGUGAAGGGGCUCAUAGUGACAGCAGUUUAGAAGAGGGGGAGGAAGAAGAGGAGGAGGAGGAAGAGAAGGAGGUACAGGAAGGAAUGAGGGGAGGCAAAGAAGGGGACCCCGAGGAUAAAGAUGAGGAAGCGCUUACCCAGCAGAGAACAGCUGAGGACGAAUUCACGGACAUGCAACAUGAAUCAGCCUUCAGCCUGGAAACCAAUUUCCUAGAAGAGGAGAAUGGAGAUCACAAGGCCCUGCAGAAAGACAGCAGCUCUGCGGUGGAAGUCUCAGGAGACCCAUUCCUACAACAUUUGAACAAAGAACUGAAAGAAAAAGAAAUCCAGGCUGUCGCCACAAAUCCCAAACUUACCCAGCAACUAAAAUGGUCAACUCUGGGUCAGCUUAUCUUUACAACCCAGUUUCAUACGCUAGAGACUUUCAAGCCUCCGAAGGACAUUGACUUGAUGACUCUUCAUCUCCAGAAGCCCUUGGAUUCCACAUGGCCCAAAGUAAACAGCCAGUUCCUCUCUGGUCCCUCAAAACCCAGUGGGCCUUUCUCUCCCCUACAGAAAGAGCUCUUCUCAAUUAUGAACUCAUACCGGGACUUGUUAUACCCAGAAAGGACAGCAUUGGGGAAUGGGGAGGAGAUCCGUCAUGUGUACUGCCUACAUGCCAUGAACCAUGUUCUCAAAGCCAAUUCCCAGGUGCUCAGCAAUAAUAGCAAACGCCGGGAUAAGAAACCAAGAGCAGGUGAUGAUGACGAUGACUUCAGGGACCAGGGCCUCACUCGACCCAAGGUGUUAAUUGUUGUUCCUUUUCGGGAGGCUGCUCUCAGAGUGGUCCAGCUCUUCAUCAGUCUGUUGGAAGCAGGAAGCAAGAAGAAAAUAGAUGUGAGUAACAAAAAGCGCUUCAAGGGAGAAUAUGGGUCUGACCCAGAUGAGAGACCUCCCAAUCUGAAGAGGCCUGAAGACUAUGAUGCUGUGUUUGCUGGCAACAUUGAUGACCACUUUCGGAUAGGAGUUGCAGUUCUUCAGCGAAGCAUCCGACUUUAUGCUCCGUUUUACUCCUCAGAUAUUCUCAUUGCCUCCCCUCUUGGCUUGAGGACUAUUAUUGGUGCAGAGGGAGAAAAGAAGAGGGACUUUGACUUCUUAUCUUCCAUAGAGAUUCUCAUUAUUGACCAAGUUGACAUUUAUCUGAUGCAAAAUUGGGAGCAUGUCCUGCAUUUGAUGAACCAUAUGAACUUACUUCCCUUGGAUUCUCAUGGAGUGGACUUCUCCCGAGUACGUAUGUGGAGUCUGAAUAACUGGUCCAAGUAUUACCGUCAGACGCUGGUGUUUGGCGCCUUGCAAGAGGCCCAGAUCAACUCGGUCUUCAGCAAGUACUGUGUCAAUUACCAAGGGCAGGUAGCCGUGAGGAGCAUCCCGAUGACUGGUUCCAUUAGUCAGGUUCUGGUGCAGCUCCCACAUGUUUUCCAGAGACUAGAAGCCGAAAACCUCCUUUCUGUAAUAGAUGCCAGGUUUCAUUUCUUUGUGAAUAAGAUCUUACCUCAGUAUCAAGAUGCAGUCAUGUCUCACACUCUCAUCUAUGUCCCAUCCUACUUUGACUUUGUGCGGCUCCGAAAUUAUUUCAAAAAGGAGGAGUUAAACUUCACCCACAUCUGUGAAUACACUGAGAGGUCUGGGGUCUCCAGGGCCAGGCACUUCUUCCUCCAAGGAGAGCGGCAGUUUCUGCUUUUCACGGAACGUUUCCACUUCUAUAAGAGGUACACGAUAAAGGGCAUCAGGAAUCUGAUUUUUUAUGAAUUGCCAACCUAUCCUCAUUUCUACAGUGAAGUCUGCAAUAUGCUGAAAGCCACUGGUGGUGGGGAGGAAGCCACAUGGACCUGCACCGUCUUGUAUUCAAAGUAUGAUGCCCAGAGACUGGCAGCUGUUGUGGGUGUAGAACGGGCAGCCCAGAUGCUUCAGUCCAAAAAGAACGUUCACCUCUUUAUUACUGGAGAAAAAUGAAUUGUACUUUGGUGACUAGGGCAUAAGUCACCUGAUUUGGUGCUGAAUGGUUGUGAUUCUGGAAGGCUGAUGUUGAGGAAGAUCUGGCAUCAUUCAUGCCUGAAAUACGUUUGAUACAUCUGAAACACAUCACCUUCUAAUAGCAUGUUUUAAAAGUUUGUAUAAACUGAAUUUUUGUAAAUCAAAGACUGUUUUAAAUAUUUUGGACUGGGGUUUGAGGAAGUUUAGAGGCUUACAUUUAAAAGAAGUACAUAGUGGGAUUUUUCUGUAAAUAAUAGAGUAUUUUUGUAAUUGUUCCCAAUUUAAUUUAAGUUGGUAAGUUUAUACAUGUUGUCUAGCAACUUGUUAGAACGCAGGGCAUACCUAAAAUUUGUUGUGCCAGUCAGAUGAGGGCAAAAUGGCAUGUGGUAGAUAAACCCUUUGUUAUUAUAUGUGAGGCAGAGAGGUGAUGCAUAUAGAGCACUGGGCUCAGAGUCAGGAACACCUGGGCAAAUCACUUAGCCUACCUCAGUUUCCUCAGCUUCAAAAUGAGGAUACUAAUAGCAUUUGCCUCCUAGGGUGGUUGUGAGAAUCAAAUGAGAUAAUGUUCAAUUCUGUAAAUGUUUAUUAAGCCUCUACUAUCUGUCAGGUACUGUGUGUAGGAUGCUGGGAAUACAGAUAAGAAAAAGAAAGAAUCCCUGGUCUCAAGGUUACAAUCUAAUGGGGGAAGACAGUACACAAAAGGAAGCUAGAAGGGGAAAGGGGGUGAGGUUACUUGGAUGGAAAUCUGGUUUCCUGAAAAUGAACCGAGCAAAUGUGCAGGUAGAAAGUAAUUAUAUGUAUUUAAUAAUAGCUUUUUAUUUUCAAAAUAUAUGCAAAAAUAGUUUUCAGUAUUCACCUUUG
Messenger RNA from Sarcophilus harrisii (Tasmanian devil), 3419 nucleotides. RefSeq names its product UTP25 small subunit processor component (gene UTP25). Gene Ontology annotation, biological process: maturation of SSU-rRNA from tricistronic rRNA transcript (SSU-rRNA, 5.8S rRNA, LSU-rRNA). NCBI's taxonomy places the organism in Eukaryota, Metazoa, Chordata, Mammalia, Dasyuromorphia, Dasyuridae. The record is from RefSeq and is a predicted model, not a curated record. Gene Ontology annotation, cellular component: nucleolus; small-subunit processome. Bases 216 to 2537 code for a protein of 773 amino acids. Gene Ontology annotation, molecular function: rRNA binding; U3 snoRNA binding. The transcript has 12 exons.